UUUCUCGACAAAUGAGAAAUGAACAUAAAAAUAAAGAUUUUGUAAACAGAAAUCCCCAACAUUAUUUUAACAUGGAACUGUUUCGUACAAAUGAUUUCUACAUAUUUGUUAAGGGAGAAUACUCUUUGUGGUGGGACCGGCAAACAGGUGCUUUUAUUCCGAAAACAGGAUGGGAUUUAACUGACGCAGAUGAUCCAGCAUGCCUGGGUAUCUGUGAUGGAAUAAUAGGAAAAGUUGAACACAGUCCACUCUUUGACACCAGACUGUUGCUAAUUAAAGAAAGUCUUCCAGUAGGCAAACUCCAUGGCGAAAAUAUGGUCUACAAAAUAAAAAGCGUUGUAUUUCUACCUCUAGGCCCAGAAAACGUCGACCUCAAUUUAACACCAUGCCCUAAGCACAAAAUAAUGGAAUUGAAACAAAACCCCAACAGCUCUUUGUUAUUUGAUAUACAGAAGAAUAGCGCUUUUACCAAAACGUGGGGCACUUUGAAGAGUGCUGGGAAUACGUUGAAGUACACAACUCAGCAAGCUGCCAUGGCAGCUGCCGGUGUGCAGAAAAAGAACAAUUUCAAAGACAAAGAGCGAUUCGAAAAACAAAUUGUCGAAGAAUUUUAUAAAAUAUUUAAUGAUACAAAUUCUUUCUAUUAUUCGCAUACUACAGACAUCACAAAUUCUCUGCAGAGAUUAUGUAAUUUGUCCAAACAGGGUGCAGAUUCUCAAUCUAUAUGGAAAAAUGUGGAUGAGAGGUUUUUUUGGAAUGGCCACAUGCUAAAAGGCAUCUUAGAACUGGAGAACCCUUUAUGUGAUCCAUGGAUAUUACCUAUUAUACAGGGAUAUAUUCAAAUCGAGGAUUGUAAAGUAGAGAUGGAUAGAGAUUUGGUCGAAGCCAAAGAAAAACGAUAUGAUACUUUUACAUUAUGUCUCAUAUCUCGAAGAAGUAGAUAUCGUGCUGGUACAAGGUAUAAAAGGCGAGGUGUAGAUGAUAAUGGCGAAGUAGCAAAUUAUGUAGAAACUGAACAGAUUAUUUCGUAUCAAACACAUGAAGUAUCAUUUGUCCAGGUACGAGGAUCAGUUCCUGUAUUUUGGUCCCAACCAGGAUAUAAAUACAGACCCCCUCCCAGAAUUGAUAAAGGUGAAGCUGAAACACAGGUGGCUUUUGAAAAGCAUUUUACUAAAGAGAUUCAUAGUUACGGUCCCAUAUGUAUAGUCAAUUUGAUUGACCAAAUGGGGAAAGAAAGAGUAAUAUUCGAUGCUUAUUCCAACCACGUUUUUCAGUACAAUAGUCCGUUUAUAACAUACGCGACGUUUGAUUUUCAUGAGUACUGUAGAGGAAUGCAUUUUGAGAACGUUUCGAUACUUAUAAAUGCUGUUAGUGAUAUUCUAAAAGACAUGAAUUACUGUUGGAGAGAUAGCCAAGGACAUAUUUGCUCUCAAAACGGUGUUUUUAGAGUAAACUGUAUCGACUGUUUGGAUAGGACUAACGUAGUGCAGACAGCAAUAGGUAAAGCAGUUAUGGAAAUACAGUUCUGUAAGUUAGGAUUAAUUUCACCAGAAGGAAUUAUACCAAAUAGUAUUAAAAAUACAUUUCAGUUGUUAUGGGCCAAUAAUGGCGAUACUAUUAGCAAACAAUAUGCUGGAACAAAUGCUUUAAAGGGAGAUUAUACGAGAACUGGCGAAAGAAAAUUUACCGGUAUCAUGAAGGAUGGAAUGAACUCAGCUAAUAGAUAUUACAAAAACCACUUCAAAGAUACCCUACGUCAGUAUUGCUUAGAUCUUAUGCAAGGGGUAAAGUUAUACGAAGUAGAAAUACAAGAUUUUUGGUCGAACUUACUUAGAAUUGGCGGCAUAGCCAAUGAAAUUCUACCGGAGGAGAUACCCUCCGUCGCACCCCAUUUAGCCCUUCAACCAGAAUUUGAAUUUGCACGUGCCGUUUAUCAAAUUUCUAGAUAUUACCUAAGUAGAUUUAAGGAUACUACUAGACAAGGAACAAUAGAUUUGAUGUUAGGUAAUUAUGUACCAGAAGAUAUUUUCAACGAAUCCAAAGCGUCACAGUUUGAAGAAGACAACGUGAUCACCGCUGAACAUGUCAAACUUCUGAUCGAAGAUUGCAAGAAGAUGCUAAUCAACCAACCGGAGCAGGUAGUCGGAGCUUGGGGUUUGAUAAACGCGGACCCGUUCACGGGAGAUCCGAACGAAACCGAAAUGGAUUCCAUCCUGAUCCUGACCAGGGACUCAUACUUCGUAGCAGACUACGACGACCAGGUCGACAAAGUUACCAAUUAUCAAAAAGUGUUGUUGGAAGACGUUGUUCUGUUGGAGUUCGGAAUGGCGGAAUCGAGUACUUCGUUGUUCAAAACGUCCAAACAUCGAUAUAGCAUUAGGAUUAAUUAUAAGGUUAAUAACGUUAGCGGAUAUUAUCACAUGUUUAGGUCGACGAACUUUAGGUUCUUCAAUAAUAUGGCAGUUGUCGUGAAGAAUAUAGAAGAAGAGAUUGAAUCCUUGAAGUCCAUCUGUGAAGGAUAUCUGGUCGCACUAGACAUUUGUGGAUUGAAACCUGUUCCCUUCGUUCAAGGACAAGCAUUAGAUAGACGAAAAUCGAAAGUUAUCAGUGUCGGUAGGUCUUCUAAUAGUAUCUACUUAGAUAUAACUUCUUUACCUCAAAUGACUCGAAAUGUUUCUGAAAGUCAGUUGCUCUCGUUAAAGAAUGUUGGUUCAAAGGCAAUUUCAAAUGUGACUCAACAAUUUUCCAAACUGAAUAAAAUCGGCAACUCAUUCAAAACCAGUAGGCUAAAACCGAAGUUCACUGUUGGCCAGAAGAAUAAAAAUGAAACGUCCAGCGAUUCAGAUGAGGAAUACGAAAAUUCUAUCUUCCAGCCUGAUAUUCAAACAGGCAUUUCCCCACAGAGUAUGGAUUCGCCUGGAAAUCGUAGCAUUGAACAAGGCCUUGAAGCUACUGAAGACAUAGACAUUACUCCCAAAAUCGAUGCCUUCCUACCGAGCGUAGGCAUAGUCAUGGGCAACACAACCGAUAAUGUAGACGGCGUCUUAGAGCAAAGACAUAAUUUAUUAACUAGAACAGACUCUUCUCACAUGGACGACGUUAAACUAUCCAGUAUUAUGCAAAGCGUUUCUAUUAGUUCUGGCUUGAGUCCAACGCCGGAAAUUCAAAUUAAUUCCGAAAAUAUGGACGACUCUUCGAAAAAGAACCCUCCAAACUCGUUGGCUUUGGAUAAAAAGUUUAGCAAAUCGUCAAUUGAAGUGAAUGACACAAAAGAUAAGAUCGAAUACAAGCCCAUUGACCGUUCAACUUCCGACUAUGAUGUUCAGCUAAACAUUUCUCAAUCCCAAAGUGAGUCCGCUUUGAGAAAAAUGAGCACAAUGACUCCAAUGGAAACCACCAAAGACUUAGUACUAUCCCCGUUGAGCAAAUUGGCUAAAGGCGUUCAAAACAUCGGUGCCAAUUUGGAUCCAAGAAAACUGAGCGGACAAGUACGACACAUCAGCGAAAGAGAAAUGGAGGAACACAAAAAAUUACAGCAGCGUUGGCAGAAUAGUAAAACUAGACUUAUUGCUCUGUAAAUUUUAGCGCUAGCUUUGAGGUCAUUUUAAGCUUCAUAUCUUGUUUAAUUUAUUUGUCACCCUUAGUCUUACACAGAAAAAAUACUGCGUUAAAUAUACAGGAUGUUAGUAAAUAAGUAUGAAAAACUUUAAGGGAUAAUUUCUACAUGAAAAAAUAAUGGCAGUUUGGUCUAUAAACAUAUGUCCGCAAAUGCUUUGUUUCCGAGAUACAGGGUGUCGAAAUUUUUAUUUCAAACUGUCAAUUUUUUAUUGCUCUAAGACCGGUUGAAAUAUGAAAAUUAAAUUUGGUGGGUAUCAAGAGGUAGUUAUUGCGCAUUUUUUGGCAAACAAAUAACAAUUUUAUAUUCAUCAUUAGCGCGCCUACGGGUAAUGGUCUGAAUUUUUUUAAAGAAAAAAAUGGUACGCCACUGAGAUAUUUCAAAUUAAAAAUUAUUUUUGUAUUCCACGUUUAAUUUAUGAAAAAGAACCUUUCUUGUAUUUUUUUCCUAUGGUGCACCGUUCUUAUGCGAAAAAAUAAAACAUCUUCGAGCGUAUUUUCAUUUCUUAAAAGUUAUUGUUCUCAAAGUAGAACAAUAACAGAAAAUAUUACUAAAAAGAUUUUAACUAGGUGCAAAGCUACAACAAAUGUUCAAAAUUACCUCCUUUAAAGGUGACGGAAUAAUUUUAUAUUCACCAUUGGCACCCGCACAGGUAAUGGUCUGAAUUUUUUAAAGAAAAAAAAAGUACGCCUCUGAGAAACGUCAAAUUAAAAAUAAUUUUUGAAUUCCUCGUUCAAUUUACGACAAAAAAUCAUUCUUGUCUUUUUUUCAUAUGCGGCGCCGUUUUUAUACAAAAAAUAAAACAUCUUAACGCUUACAAAUAAUUCGAGGUAGAUUCCAAAUGCAUAGAAACUUAUUUUAAAUACUUUGUAAACGUUAAGAUAUUUUAUUUUUUUGCAUAAAAACGGCGCCUUAUAUGAAAAAAAGACAAAAACGAUUUUUUUUCGUAAAUUGAACGAGGAAUUCAAAAAUGAUUUUUAAUUGGGCAUACCUCAGUGGCGUACUAUUUUUUUCUUUAAAAAAUUCGAGCCAUUACCCGUACGCGCGCCAAUGGUGAAUGUAAAAUUACUCUGUCACCUUUAAGGGAGGUAAUUUUGAACAUUUGUUGUAGCCUUGCACAUAGUUAAAAUCUUUUUAGAAAUAUUUCCUGUGAUAGAGUGGUCAUUAAGAAGGAUAUAUUGGAAAUAGGUUUUCAGUAGGUAUGGCAGCGCCUUAGUACAUUAUCUUGGCCUUUAACUAAGAGUAAUCAAGAAACAUCAACGAACCUCUAAUAGACGGAGAGGCAGCACUGAAAAAUCUCUUUGAAUUUACUAAAGCUAAAUUUUUCACAGUUGAUUACUGUGAUUGUGUAGAGAAACAUACUGCGGUCGGUCAAGCGAAACGUAGAACAGGGGUUACUGAGAGGGUAUCAAAGUUGCUUUCCCACGAAGGUAAUUAAAUCCAUUUACUAAGGCUGAAAAUUAGUACACACAUUCUAAAUUAAAUAUAAAUAAAAGUUAUUAUAGUCGGUCAGCUGUAUGACGGGAGAGAGCCGGUCGGUCGGCCCCAAUGAAUGUACAGGGUUAUUCACUAUAUUUUGACCCCCUUGUAAACUGCUUUAUUUACAGAAUUAGAAAAAAAUGUAAAGUACAAAAGUUAUUCGAUUUUUUAAUUAUGAUUUUUUGACAUAUAUAUCGUACUAGUAACGUCAUCCAUGUGGGCGUGAUGACGUAAUCGACUAUUUUUUUAAAUGAGAAUAGGAGUCGUGUGCUAGCUCAUUUGAAAGGUUAUUCAAUUCUCUAUUCAGUACUAUAAACAUUAAGAUCAUUAUUUAUACAGGGUGUCCAAAUUUUUUUUUAAUUAUUAAUUAAACAAUUAAUUUAAUUAAAAUUUUUUUUUAACAACCUCUAUAAUUAAUCAUGUUAAUGUUUAUAUUACUGAAUAGGGAAUUGCAUAACCUUUCAAAUGAGCUAGCACUCGACCCCUAUUCCCA
This is a messenger RNA of Diabrotica virgifera virgifera (western corn rootworm), 5588 nucleotides long. It is a transcript of the gene sp3, whose product is annotated as phosphatidylinositide phosphatase SAC2. Lineage: Eukaryota; Metazoa; Arthropoda; Insecta; Coleoptera; Chrysomelidae. Gene Ontology annotation, cellular component: clathrin-coated endocytic vesicle; early endosome. Gene Ontology annotation, biological process: phosphatidylinositol dephosphorylation; regulation of endocytic recycling. The record is from RefSeq and is a predicted model, not a curated record. Gene Ontology annotation, molecular function: phosphatidylinositol-4-phosphate phosphatase activity. Bases 12 to 3578 code for a protein of 1188 amino acids. The transcript is spliced from 16 exons.